Molecule: messenger RNA, 1779 nt
Organism: Danio aesculapii
Lineage: Eukaryota; Metazoa; Chordata; Actinopteri; Cypriniformes; Danionidae
Gene: mfsd11
Product: major facilitator superfamily domain containing 11
Exons: 14
Coding region: 195-1559 (454 amino acids)
Source: RefSeq, a predicted model, not a curated record
GAUUUCAGACGUUCAGACAAGAGCUGUUCCGAGAAGUAGGAAACUAAUACAUGUAUUAUAGUUACGUUCAGCGGCUUUUACAAAAUGCUUCCGCGUAUAUUACAAUCGUCUUGAUCAGCCGGCGGAUUAUUAUGCAUUAGCUUUUGACAUUCAAGCAGUCGGUUUUGAUUGAGCUCCAGACUACAGCCGCCAUCAUGAGUCCCGAGGGAAAGAGCCUGCUCAACAUCAUCGUCCUGGGCAUAGGCUUCAUGGUCAUGUUUACAGCCUUUGGCACCUGCGGGAAUAUUGAACAAACCGUAAUAAAGAGCUUCAACAGUACAGAGUUUCAUGGAAGUGGCUACACAAGCAUGGCGAUCAUCUACGCUGUCUUCUCCACCUCUAACCUCAUUGCGCCCUCAGUGAUCGCUGUCGUCGGACCGCAGCUCUCCUUGUUUUUUAGUGGUCUUGUUUACAGUGCGUACAUUGCUGUUUUCAUCCAUCCGUACACCUGGUCUUUCUACACCUUCUCUGUGCUGCUGGGAGUCGGCGCUGCAGUGCUGUGGACGGCACAGGGCAGUCUGCUCACCGUCAACUCUAAAGACUCCACCAUCGGGAGGAACAGCGGCAUAUUCUGGGCCUUGAUGCAGUUUAGCUUAUUCUUUGGGAAUCUCUACAUAUAUCUUGCCUGGCAUGGAAAGACUCACAUAACAGAUAAGGACCGGCAGACGGUUUUCAUCACACUCACAGUCAUCAGUCUGGUGGGAAACUUCCUCUUUUUCCUGAUCCAGAAAACCGAUCCAGAAGCUGCACCUGCCCCUACUGAAGCCUCUGAGUCACUUCUGCCAGCAGGAAUCUCCGACAGCGGCUCUGUGGCUCCAUCACAGGGCCUGGGCUCUCAGGCAUUGAAGGCAUUUAAGAGAUCCAUAGAGCUGGCCAUGACCAAAGAGAUGCUUUUACUCAGCCUACCCUUCGCAUACUCUGGUCUGGAGCUGACCUUUUACAGUGGCGUGUAUGGGACAUGUUUAGGGGCCAUGACUCAGUUUGGAGAAGACGCCAAGGGUCUGAUCGGCCUGUCUGGGAUUUUGAUCGGUGUGGGUGAAAUAGUUGGAGGUGGCAUGUUUGGGAUUCUGGAUAAGUGUAACCGCUACGGCAGGAACCCAGUGGUGUUUUUAGGGCUGCUCACUCACAUCGUGGCCUUCUACCUGAUCUUCCUCAACAUCGCCAGUGACGCUCCGGUCGCUCCAGAGGACGGUACUCAGAUGCAGGCCUUCAUCCAGCCCAGUGUGUCCGUGGCACUGAUCUGCAGUUUUCUGCUGGGUUUCGGCGACAGCUGCUACAACACCCAGCUCAUCAGCAUUGUGGGAUACUUGUUUCGGGACGACAGCGCUCCAGCUUUCGCCGUCUUCAAAUUUGUACAGUCCAUCAUGGCAGCGGUGGCCUUCUUCUACAGUAAUUACCUGCUCCUGCACUGGCAGCUGCUCAUCAUGGUGCUGCUGGGCUUCAUGGGCACCAUCACCUUCUUCAUGGUGGAGUGGUCUGUGAUCCGCAGCCGCCGCGACUCAGACUACGGCAGCAUCUGACAGCGCAGAUAAACACACACUGCACUGACGGGACACUUUCCUCUACACACCCACUGCUGUACGUUCAGAUGCUGGAGCGCGAAGUGGCCAUUCUGCUUUCUGUCCUAGACCCUUUACUUGCACAAGUAGAGCUGUGGUGAAAAAUCAUUCGAGAUUUUCAAAAUGCAUCGCUGUUCUCUCUUGAAUCAGUUGUGAGCUUAGCUUAACAGCAGAUGGCGCU